UCAAAAAUCAUUUAUUAAAUUUUUUUAGGUGGAAGCAAAAAAAGUUAGGGAGCUCCUUCAAACGAAGCCAGAAGAAUUAAGAGAAAAACUGAAGAUAGACAUGAACGCCGUAACAGAAACUGGCUUUGUAUUCUUUGAAAACAAAAAAUUGUAUGCUUACCUCAAAAAACUUCCCACAUUCAUGGAAUCUAACAGAGAGGACGUUGUCAUUGACAGUUAUUUUUUCAAGUCUGCAGAUGUCGGCUGCGUUCUAGAAUGUUUCGAAAAGCCACUAGAACAUUACGUAAUGGAACCUUCCCAUGGAUAUACUCCCCCUAUGGAAAAUGUCCAAAAAAGUAGAUUCCGGAUGACAUCGCUAAACUUGAAAGAUGAGGAAUAUAGGAUGAACCAUAAGGAAUUUUAUCGCUUGCUGAGUGAUGAUUCGGAAGUUGUUUCCACUAGAUUUGAAGAAGAUGGAGUUCUUCUAGAUCUCAGAGAGAAUAUGGUCUGCGGACAUAUUUCUUCCGGUGAGGAUCAAAUGGAGGAUAAAAUGGAAAAGAAAAUGGAGGGAGAAACCGAUAUGGAAAACAAGGAGGAAACCGAGGAGAGAAUCGUGGAUGAAGCCGAGGAAGAAAUCGAGGAGGAAGCCGAGAAGGAGAUCUACGAGGAAAUCGAGGAGGAAAUAGAGGAGGGAACCUCGGAGAAACCAGAAGAGGAGACCGAGGAGGAAAUCAAAGAAGAAAUUAACAAAGAGACCAAAGAGGAGACCGAGGAGGGAAUCGAGGAGACAAUCUUGAGGGUAAUCGAUUUGGAUGUCGACGAGGAAAUCGAGGAGAAAAUAGAGGAGGAGACCGAGACAGAAAUAGAGGAGGAAACCUCGGAGAAACCCGAAGAGGACUCGGAGGAGGAAAUAGAAGAGGAAACGGAAGAAGAAAUCGAGGAGGAAGGCGAGAAGGAGAUCGACGAGGAAAUCGAGGAGGAAAUAUGGGAGGAAACCUGGGAUAAACCCGAAAAGGUGACCGAGGAGGAAACCAAAGAAGAGAUUGGAAAGGAGACCGACGAGGAGAACGAGGAGGGAAUCGAUGGGGAAAUCAAGGAGAAAAUAGAGGAGGAGACCGAGAAGGAAAUCGAGGAGGAAACCUCGGAGAAACCCGAAGAGGAGACCGAGGAGGAAAUCGAGGAGACAAUCUUGAGGGUAAUCGAUUUGGAUGUCGACGAGGAAUUUGAUGAGGGUAGCCAAAGGAUAAAUGCUGAAAACUGAAUAAUCCAUGGUCGAUCAGCUGAUGAGAUUUCUUGCCACACAGGCAAUACCUAGAAUACUUAGUUAAUGUUCAAUGUUUAUAUUUUACCUUUUGUAAUAAAAAAAAUGGCGUUCGUUUA
This is a messenger RNA of Ceutorhynchus assimilis (cabbage seed weevil), 1359 nucleotides long. Lineage: Eukaryota; Metazoa; Arthropoda; Insecta; Coleoptera; Curculionidae. The record is from the annotation of a GenBank genome assembly.